CAUUUCAUGCAUUUUAAAAGAAUGCAUGUGCUGUAUUUUUACCAUGUUCUUGCUGAAGAAGUUUUUCUUGUAUUAAUCACGCCGUGUUUUUGGUAAAAUAUGGUUGAGUGUAUAUUUGGAAUUUGGUUAGUGCUUGCCCCUCUGGUUCAGCAAGAGCGUCUGCGCACGUCAGUCUAGGGAGGGCAAUGAGAUGCUACUUAUUAAUGCUGCGCGUGUGACAACAGCCAGCCAGGAGCAGUCCAGACCGCCAGCGCGCGGAGGCAGUGGGGGACAAAGAGCGCGCGCGUGUUUACCGGCGCGGUAAGAAAUGCGUGAGAAAACAAUGACGGUUUGAAAAAGCGAGUCGGGGAGCAAAACAGGGAGGAAGACAGUAAAGAAGCAGAGAGGAGAGACAGAGUAGAACCCCUGUGGUUCUUUCGAGAAGACACAACGCAGACCUAAAGCGCGCACCGAACCGGCGAGGCUAUAGGAGCAGGCACCGAACAGUGUCGCCCUGAUCAGGGGCGCUGAGAAAAAGAUGACUGUGGUGCCAGGGGAGAACCUGGACGAGACCGUGGCCUUGGCCGCUCUCUGUCACGACGCUUACGAGCCUGAGAGAGCGGACCAGGAGUGCUGCGAGCGGGUGGUCAUCAACAUCUCAGGCCUGCGCUUCGAGACGCAGCUCAAGACGCUCGCCCAGUUCCCAUGCACUCUCCUCGGCGACCCUAGAAAGCGAAUGCGCUUCUUCGACCCGCUCAGGAAUGAAUACUUCUUUGACCGCAAUCGGCCGAGCUUUGAUGCCAUCCUCUAUUACUAUCAAUCAGGCGGGAGACUUCGGCGACCUGUCAACGUGCCCGUGGACAUCUUCAUGGAGGAGAUCAAGUUUUACGAGCUCGGUGAAGAGGUGAUUGAGAAUUUCAAAGAGGACGAGGGUUUCAUUAAAGAGGAGGAGCGCCCGUUACCGGAGAACGAGUUCCAGAGACAAGUGUGGCUCUUGUUUGAAUACCCAGAGAGUUCAGGACCCGCCAGAGGGAUCGCAAUCGUCUCUGUGCUCGUGAUAUUGAUCUCCAUCGUCAUCUUUUGCCUGGAAACGUUGCCCGAGUUCAGGGAGGACACCAAGUCGUACGACGAGCACCUCCCGCUGAACGGCACGGUGAGCAUGAAGAGACCGAAUCCGUUCACAGACCCGUUUUUCAUCGUGGAGACGCUGUGCAUCAUUUGGUUCUCCUUCGAGCUGGUCGUGCGCUUUUUGGCGUGCCCAAGCAAGGCGGCAUUUUUCAAAAACAUAAUGAACACUAUCGAUGUGGUGGCAAUCAUGCCGUACUUCAUCACACUCGGUCUUGAGCUUGCCGAGCACCAAGGCAACGGGCAGCAGGCCAUGUCAUUGGCCAUCCUGCGUGUCAUCCGGCUCGUGCGCGUAUUCCGCAUCUUUAAGCUGUCCCGCCACUCCAAAGGCCUUCAGAUCUUGGGCAAGACGCUGCAGGCAAGCAUGCGCGAGCUUGGCCUUUUGAUCUUCUUCCUCUUUAUUGGUGUCAUCCUCUUCUCCAGCGCAGUGUACUUUGCUGAGACGGACGACCCCGAGUCAGGCUUCAGCAGCAUCCCGGACGCCUUCUGGUGGGCCGUAGUCUCCAUGACCACUGUGGGUUAUGGAGAUAUGUGCCCCGUGACCAUCGGAGGCAAGAUAGUGGGCUCGCUUUGCGCAAUCGCCGGCGUGCUCACCAUCGCACUGCCUGUACCCGUGAUCGUGUCCAACUUUAACUACUUCUACCACCGGGAGACAGAGCACGAGGAGCAGCUUCAGUACACACACGUUACGUGUGGUCAGCAACCCCAGCAGCAGCCUGGCUACGGCGAUUUCGGCAGGAGCGAGAGCAAGCCUUCCCUCUCCAAAUCGGACUAUCUGGAGUCGGAAGACGUGGACUCAAUCAAGUACACAAACUGCAGCCCCCAUAAAACCUACACUGGGAAACUCACAGACGUAUGAGUGUAAAACACAAACACAAAAAAGUGACAAGCAAACACAAAGGCGCAUUUCUGUGAGCACAAUUCCUCAUCCUGCGCUCCAGCUUGAUUACAUCCGGUUAGUGAGCUCUGAUUAUCAAGCAUCCUGCGCGCAAAAAGGAGUCAUUUUCAUUUAAAAACUCACUAGAAGAGGAUUUAUAAGACGAGGACGCGAAAACGGGAUGGUUUCUUUUCUUUCUUUCUUUCUUUCCUUCUUUCUUUCUUUCUUUCUUUCUUUCUUUCUUUCUUUCUUUCUUUCUUUCUUUCUUUCUCUUUUCCUUAAAACUGUCUUCCAUGCUUGUGGUCAUCAAUAUUUAAAAAGAAGAGACUGCAUCUUUAGCCUCAAAGUAUAAUUAUUUAUGAAAACAACUAGGCUAAAGAACCAAGCCCAACCUCGCAGAAUAGCACUUUACUCAUGUUUUCUUAGUAAUAAAUAAUUUAUUAGGCUUCGCUUUAUCUGGGGUUUAAAAGUUUACAUAUGAUUUAAAUAUUCGGAACAAAGCGAACAGGACCAAAAUAUCUAAAUCAAGUUAUAUUUUUAUUAUUAUAUAUUUUUUAUGCCUGGCGACUGUAAGGAGGUCACUCAGUGUUGCUCCUUGUUUUUCUUCCAUGGCUGUAAAGUUCAGGUGUGAUUAAUUAUGUGAUUAAGUAUCAGUAGGCACUUAUCGACCAGCACUUUCACUGUACAGCUGACAUCUUAAGUACAUUUCUUCCCAUUUCAAAACAGGUUUUAAUCGCCGUUUACACUUAAUUUCCCCUCUAUUUUAAUUUAUCCGAAUAAAAAUAUAUAGGUGUAUAGCCAAGCCAAAAGCAUAUAGAAUUUAGGCCUAUAUUUCAAUUUCAAAUUACAGGAUUAGCAAAAGCCAGGGUUUUGGUUGUGAAGAUGGCAAAAUGUGCAGCUUUACCAAAACCAAGCGUUUAUAAACCUAGAGUGCCAUCUAUUGGACGAGAGAGAGAGAGAGAGAGAGAGAGAGAGAGAGAGAGAGAGAGAGAGAGAGAGAGAGAGAGAGAGAGAGAGAGAGAGAGAGAGAGAGGUUCUCAGACAUUCUUUGGAGACGGAAGUGUUUCUAUAGCAACCUUCCAGACUGUCCUGAAUCUUCUGACAUCAGGCAUUGGCUACGUCCAAAACUGUACUACUUUACUAACUAGUAGUCUACAUAUGCUAUCAUCAUCUAUAGUUGUACUAUUUUUGCAUCUAUUUUUGUACAGUAGUAUGUGUCUUGGACGUGCCUAACGUUCUGCCUUAAGUUCUUUUUCUGAUAGACAACACCAGGUUGCUUUUAAUGUUGCUGUUUUCUACAUAACGCCGACCAAGUAAUGUAGCCUAAAUAGAAAUACGAGAUUAGAUUCGAUUCGAUUAGAUUGGAUUAGAUUAGAUUAGAUUAGAUUAGAUUAGAUUGGAUUGGAUUGGAUCGAAUCAGAUUGGAUUAGAUUAGAUUAGAUUAGAUUAGAUAGGUCUAUUCGGCAGCUAUAGACGCCCAAAUAAUACUUUUAGCAAAGUCUAACUGUAAGCAGCAGAACAUUGUGGCUUAAUCCUGACGACUUGUCGCUCCCUGUUUCUGUCUUUGGGCUCGGGGGUCAUGAUAGAAACAAAUGUUAUGUGCAUUGCAGCUGAUUUAGAGACAUUUUCACAUCACAAAGGGGGAAAAAUAACAAACGGAGGACAACCAUCACUAUGACUGUCAUGUGCGUCUGUCGCGAGGCGCAGAAACCUGGAAUCUUAUUGGCUGCAUUAGGAGUUUCGGCGACCAAUCACUGAUCGUUAAAGGGAAAUAAUGGAACCGCUUUGAUCUGCUUUGGAACUUCUUUCCUGCAGAAGCUGUGGAGCAACUUCACAAAAGGAGCAGAAACCUUUUCACGAUCAAAAACUGAAAAGAGCUAGAAUAGUCAGUGGAAUCAGAACAGCCUCGCCAAUGUGUGGAUUUGAAGAUCAACUAGAAGAAGAGGUUGCUUCACACGUCAAAAGUAGAAUCAAAUAAAAAGAGUGUGAGUAUGGUCACAUUCGGUGGAGAACCAUAAACAGUUUUCUUGCAGGAGCUGAGAGCACCUCUAAGAUACUGGGAUAAUUUUCACCCAUGGAGUCUAAGUGAAUUUCAAGAUGAAGAAAAACUGACACAGUCUAAAGAUAGCAAGUGGCUUACACACUGAACUGAACUGAUUUAGUGGAGAAUUUACUUGAAUUACAAAUCAUAUUCAUACAUGAUUUAAGAGACACUGUGUUCCUGAUGUAUUGUAGGCUAUAAAAACAGGAGUGUGUGAGUACGAGUGUGUUUGUAUGUUCUCACAGAUACAAAUCAAAAAUAUGGCACAUAGAAAAGUUGCAUAUCAUCUGCUAUACCAAAACAUAUGAUUGCAUGUUUGAAAACAGAGCAUGCAAUCAGACAUAACAAUUCUUCAUUGAAAUGCUUCAAAUCUGUUCAUUAAUGAAUAUGGAAGCAAUAGCAAAUCGAAAAAAGUUCCAUUGUUUGACAGCUGAGGAUAACAUUGUUAAAUCUAUAUCUUUGAAUCUUUCGCUUUUUUAUGGAAAUCAAAACGGUUAGACUGGCGACACUUUUUUAAACAUGCCUGCUGAAUUUGGGGAAUGAUUUUUUUUCUUUCUCAUUGAAGAUUUUGCCUUCAAAGAGUGGAUGAACGUUAGAAUAUUCAGAUCACCUGAACAGCCUCAGUCCCCCUUUCAACUACAGUAGGUUGGCACAGGGCAAAAGCUGCAAGCUUGUGAUUUUACAUUAUUCCUUUUUAUGACAUGUUCAUAUUGUUUGAAAUAACCUGUAGAUCAGAAUGCUGUAUCACCUGUCAUGUAAAGCAUCUACCUCAAUGUUGUGAUCUUCAUUUCUGCCAAAAGCUUCACCCUGGGAAAGCAGCAUGGGUCAUGUGACUGGGCCAUCAUUAAAGCAAUGUGUUGUUUAUUCUGCCAUGCAGUCAGAAGCAGUUAUGUAUCUUGUUCAAAAUAGCAUGACUCACUUGUCCUUAUUGUCCAUUCUAGACGGCUGUUGCAUCUAUGCAUUGCUGACUGUUGUGUCUACAUAUACUCGCAUCCAUGCCAGUGCCACCUUGUAUCCUCAUUGGUACAGUUAUGCAAAGUCUUUAAUUCAAUAUCUGACCUUAAUCAACAGGUAGGUUGUAGUUUAAGGGUGUCGCUCAUAUCAGAUCAAUGUCGUUCAUCGGUACAUUUCACAGCAUCCAACUGUUAAAUCCGUUUUUUAGGUGUAAUGUCUGUCAAGCUGAAUUAAUAUUGCACUGUAUUGUAUGUAAUCUGUUUCCAUCCAAGUCAACUUUAUCCAUAUAAAAGAGAAAUUUGCAGUUAUAAUAUGCAACACAGAAUCUGCAAAUACGCAAACUAAAUCUAUGGAAUAAUGGAUACAGCAUUCAAAACGCACAUCUCUACACAAAUGUUCUGCAGUAAGAAAAGUUCCUUAAGCCAGCAUGUUGCUAAAGUAUGUCAAUAGCCUUCCUAUAUGAUGGCGAGAAACACAGAGAUAUGGAUUUCUUUGUCCACGUAUUAGCUUAAGCUUCACAUGGCAGACAUGAAGCAAUGGGACUGUAUGAAGAAAAGCAAUAGUAGAGAAUAUGAUGCUUUUCAGUCAAUAAACACCUUGAGGUCUUCCUAGAGGAAGCUAAAUAUCUUUUGUUUCCUGUAAAUAAGUAUUUUCUUAUUUCCCCUGCUGUUCUAUUUCAUCUAUACCUAUUUCAUAAAUAUUUUUUUUGUAUUUUGUUUUUCUGAUGAUUGCAUAUGGACUGUGUAGAAGUUUGAGAUGGUGAUUAUAGGCUUACUAAUGAUGGAUGGAUGGUUCGAUGGAUGGAUGUAUGGAUGGAAAAAUUAAUUUUUAAAUAUAUAUUAUAAUAUUAUUAUAUAAGGGGAUGGAUAUUCAAUUAACAACGUAUUGUAUGACUGUGCAAAGUACCUUAUUAGGACGGGCUUAACACCAUAACACCUAAUUAGGACGGGCUUAACACCAUAAAUUUUAGUGCGGCAGGACAACACUGAAAAUACUAAAUCAUAUCAAAAGCUCAUCACACCUGCCUACUAUGCCAUAAGCUACUAUCUGGUGAGUAACAACAUAUUAGGAAGCUGAGCAUUCAUACCAUGUCAUGUUCAAGAUGGAAAACUUGAAAAGUUAUAUUUUCUACAAGAGAAUUUGCCUCAUUUCUAAAGAAAUCUGAGCUGUUUCGACAUUUUAGAUGUGAAAAUCAUUUAAUCAUGGCUUUAUUAAUAUCAGUUUAAUAGUUUAACAGUUCAAAUUGUACAAUUAGGAUAGUUUCUAUUGGCUGUUUGAUACAGCAGGUAUGAUUUCUAAAUCAGUGAGUGAUUGCGGUCUCAGUGGACCUCUGUUAGUGCUAGUUGUAUGUACCAUUUUGGCUCUAUGUAACAAAACAAGUCAAUCAAAUUCUAUCAAAUAACUACAUUUAAUAAAAAAAAAUUGUUGGCCACUCAAUCAAGAAAAUUAGUAUUUCAACAGAAAUUAAAAUUAAUUGUGUUGUAAAUGAAAAGUUAAUAUUUAAUAAAUGGCUGAUGUAUAUGAUUAACUUAUUAUUUGCCCCACUUAUUCCUAAGAGCAAGCUACCAAGCAAAACUCCCUCUUUUUUAAGUGGGUGACGUGAGACAGCUAAGUAUGGUGACCCAUACUCAGAAUUGUUCUCUGCAUUUAACCCAUCCAAAGUGCACACACAGCAGUGAACACACAGCGUUAACACACAGCGUGAACACACACCGGGUUGUACAUUAUAGCAAAGUGAAACUCUUUCUUCGCAUAUCCCACAUUAGGAAGCUGGGAUCAGCCAUGAUACAGCUCCCCUGGAGCAGAGAGGGCUAGGGGCCUUGCUCAAGGGCCCAACAGUGGUAGCUUGGCAAUGCAAGCUCUUGAACUCCAAUCCUCUAAUCAACAACCCAGAGCCGUAACCGCUUGAGACACCACUGCACCCUGCAAAACUCCUUGAUAGGUUUAGGGUAGAUUUUAUGAUUCUGAUGCUUACCUACAAGGCCUUACAUGGGUUAGCUCCUCAAUAUUUGACUGAUCUUUUAAUUCCUUAUAUUCCAUCUCGCAACCUUCGUUCUUCUGAAGCUGGUCUUUUAACUGUUCCUUUAACUCGUUUAAAAUCGAUGGGUGAUAGGGCUUUCUCUUCACUAGCUCCAAAACUGUGGAAUUCAUUACCAACUGAGAUAAGGCAAGCAACAUCUCUUGGCACUUUUUAAUCUCAACUCCAAACUCAUUUUUUAGGGUAGCUUUUACAGUAAUUUGACUAACUGAAAUUUUACAUAGUGCUUAUUUUAUAGUCUAUUUUUGUUGCUUUAAUUUUAAUCUUUAUAUUAUGUGUGUAUUUCUGUGCUUUUGUGAAGCGCUUUGAGAAGUUCUUUUAAAGGCGCUAUAGAAAAUAAAGGUUAUUAUUAUUAUUAUUAUUAUUAUUAUUAUUAUUAUUAUUAUUAUUAUAAAGAAAAUUUGUUUGCAACACGUUCUGUGAACUAGAGCAUUGGCAUACAUGUUCUGCUGUGUUCAGUAUAUGUGCUUUUGAACCUAUAUGAACACAGUGCUGUAUGUCAUGUCCUAGAGCUUUAAAAAAUAAAACAUGAUUUCAUGCUGGACUGAACAAACAUCAAAUAUCAAAUCAUGGUACUCCCUACUCUCUAUUUUCAAACUAUUCCAGAUCUUGAGGCUGCAUAUAUUUAGCCACCACAAAAUGGGAUUAGCUAACUGAGAUGGAGCAUAGCUUUCAUCAGCUACUGUCUGACCCAAUUACGGAAAAAGUAGUCGGGUGUUAUCAUGGCUGUUAAGUUAAGGUGAUGAAUUUAUCCUGGGGUGCAUGCAGUCUCUAUCAGUUUUACGCAGUUCUUCACUAUGAGGUGCAUAUGUGACUGCCCUUAAGUAUUGGUACACUUGAGAGGCACAAUCGUCUUGCAGAGAAACUCAAGGUACUUUGACAGAAACUGAUCUAUAAAAUCACAGAUUUUUAAAUGUGGACACAUUCAUAUCUCGCAUGCUUUUGCACAGUAAAUCUUUUUCCAUCUGUCUUUAAUAGGUGUACAAUUGCAGAACAUUAACCAUAUGGCUUAAUAGGGAUGUGCAAUGCUAUAUUUCCAUAGAUAUGUCAUGUUAAUAAUGAUUGUACAUAAUACAGUCAGAGAUUUAGUCAUAUAUUCAGUGUGCAGUGGUAUUCUUGCAUAUGUAUAUGCCAUCUUGUAAAGCAAAUGGUACAUUCAGAUUAUAUAAUGUAACAUUAAUAUCCAGUUCAUUUCCACCUUCUUUUAUACAUCUACAUUUUCUGAAGCUGUCAUGAGGUAUGAUGUUGAGAACAAAGAGUUUAUGCAGUUAAAUCUUUAGACUAUAUUUAUAGUUAGCUAUGAGCAGGUUCCUAGUUAUGUAUGGUGAGCAAUAAUGUAUGUUAUAACCAUGAGCAAAUCAUAAGAACAUUGUGCAACAAAAAUGGUUAAGCUGCAACACAUUACUGCACACAUGCUGUCUGGAUGUCUUUGCAUACAUACCCUUAAAUGGUGCCUUACAUACAGUAUAUUGUGUCAUAUUGUUAUUUGUUAUCAAAAUCUCAUUGAUCAUAGUAUACAUAGAAGUAGUUUAUAUGUGUUGUUGUUUAGAUGAUGUAGAUGUAGAUCCUGUGGAUUGAAAGGUGGAUGCUAGAUGCCUGAUCUAUCGACAUCACAAUAAAACAAAGUAAAUAGACUACCGAAUGUAAAGUCCUCCAGGAUGGUAUUCUGGCGCAAUCUGUGUCUUACAAUAUUAGAUCCAUUGAAGGUCAAUUUGGAGACCGUCAUAUUCCAUCAAGACCUCACAAUGCUUUAUCAUGAAAAGUACCAAAAUAAGCAAAUAGAUAUGAAACCAUUACAAACAGCCUGAUUUCUAGAGGUUCCCAGCAUUGUAGAUCAGGCAAAACCACACAACACACAUGCAGUCAGUUUAUAAUGAGGUCUGACCCUACCUCCCACCUUAAGACAGUGUGUGAUUUUAUUUUCAGGAAAAAUAGUUACAAAACAGUAUGAUGUAAGCAAUGGCUUAAUCCAACUAGAAGAAACUGCAUAACUUUUCUCUUUAAGAAUUUGCUGUCAGGAAAUAAAGAAUUACUAAAACUCUGGUGCAUUUCUCUAAUUUCCACAUUACAUUUCUUCAAAUUAUUGCAGAGACUAUAUUGUCCAGUAUUCUGUCCUAUGUGAUUCUGUGUUUAUGUGUACUUUCCGCACAUGCAAGCAUGUGCUAAUGCAGGUACUGGCUUACAGUGGAGCCUUGUCCAUUUAUACCAUGUUAACACUGUGCAGUCUUUUAUCAUACAUGAAGUAUGAGCUUCAAGAAUCUCCAUGAGUGGUCACUGUGUCUCGUCCUGCUUCUGUGCUUACUGUACCAUUAGCCAUCAUCCGUGGCGUGUUUUGUAGUGUCUUCUGUCUUGUUUAGGUAAGAUGAGUGCGUGAUGGAUUAAAUGUGUGGUUAUAUAUAUAUUGUGUGAAAUACAGUUAAUUAACAUGUACUUGUAGAGAGUAUAUUCUACAGCUAAAAUAAUGUAUAUAUGUAUGAUCUGUAAACGUACAUGGCAUAUGUACGCAAUAAAAUCAAUUUGAAUAAAA
Messenger RNA from Tachysurus fulvidraco (yellow catfish), 9541 nucleotides. RefSeq names its product shaker-related potassium channel tsha2-like. NCBI's taxonomy places the organism in Eukaryota, Metazoa, Chordata, Actinopteri, Siluriformes, Bagridae. Gene Ontology annotation, cellular component: membrane; voltage-gated potassium channel complex. The coding region runs from base 518 to 1963 and encodes 481 amino acids. Gene Ontology annotation, molecular function: protein binding; delayed rectifier potassium channel activity. The transcript is spliced from 2 exons. The record is from RefSeq and is a predicted model, not a curated record. Gene Ontology annotation, biological process: potassium ion transmembrane transport; protein homooligomerization.